AUGGCUAGCUGGCUGAAAUGGCUGUGGUACCACAGGAACUACAUCAUCAUUGUUGUCACUCCACUGGUGUUUCUUCCCCUGCCAAUCGUCAUCCCUACAUCGGUAGCAAAAUGUGGUUAUGCCAUCAUCAUCAUGGCUCUGUAUUGGUGCACAGAGUGUAUGCCUCUGGCUAUAACUGCCCUGCUACCAGUUGUCCUCUUCCCUAUGAUGGGCAUCAUGAAGGGUGGAGAGGUCAGUGUGGAAUAUCUGAGAGACACUAACAUACUCUUCAUUGGCGGCCUGCUGGUGGCGAUCGCAGUGGAGCACUGGAACCUUCAUAAGCGCAUUGCUCUCCGAGUUUUGCUGCUGAUUGGUGUUCGUCCAUCCCUGUUAAUGACUGGUUUCAUGAUCGUCACGGCCUUCCUCUCCAUGUGGAUCAGCAACACGGCCUCCACAGCCAUGAUGCUGCCCAUCGCCCACGCCGUGCUGCAGCAGCUGAAAGCCACAGAGGCCCGGGAGGAUGAAGAAGAUUUCAAGGCUACAGUCCAGGACAACCAUGCUUUUGAGCUCGAGAUCAAAGAAACUAUGCAGGAAGUAACUAAUGAGAAACAACCAGAUACCAAGAUUCAGCAUGAGGACAGAGUGUAUCAACAUGACUGGAAUCCUGAGUCACUGCAGGAGGCCAGGAGGAAAGCACUAGACGCGAAGUUCGACCGUCUGUCCAAAGGAAUAUGUCUGAGUGUGUGUUACUCUGCCAGCAUCGGAGGCACGGCCACGCUCACUGGCACUACCCCUAACCUCAUUCUUAAAGGUCAAAUGGACAAACUCUUCCCUGAAAAUGGCGAUGUGAUCAACUUUGCCAGCUGGUUUGGCUUUGCUUUUCCCAACAUGGUGCUCAUGCUGGUGUUGUCCUGGUUGUGGCUUCAGAUUGUAUUCCUGGGCUUCAACCUGAAGCGAUCAUUUGGCUGUGGCAUGAAAAGUGGCAGGGACAAGGAGGCGUAUGCAGUGAUCAAGGAGGAGUACCGUAAGCUGGGGUGCAUGUCGUUUGGUGAGGGGGUCGUGCUCACCGUCUUCAUCCUUCUGGUGGUGCUGUGGUUCACCAGGGCGCCAGGCUUCAUAGACGGCUGGGCAACAGUGCUCUUCAAUCAGACGGGAGAGUAUGUGACGGAUGGGACUGUUGCGAUCUUAAUGGCAAUGCUCUUCUUCGUGAUCCCCUCCCAGCUGCCAACGUGUGGAGGCUACGGUAAGAAGGUGAAUACUCUCCGCACUGUGCUGACCUGGCAGGUGGUCCAUGACCGGAUGCCCUGGAACAUCGUCCUGCUGCUGGGCGGAGGCUAUGCUCUGGCUGCCGGCAGUGAGAUAUCAGGUCUGUCCAAGUGGCUGGGAGAGUGCUUGUCACCUCUGCAGAAUAUUCCCCCCUUUGCCAUCUCAUUGGUGCUCUGUCUGCUGGUGGCCACAUUCACUGAGUGCUCCAGCAACACAGCCACCACCACCUUGUUCCUGCCCAUACUGGCCUCAAUGGCCACAGCUAUUAAGCUACACCCACUGUACGUGAUGUUGCCCUGCACCAUAUCUGCCUCUCUGGCCUUCAUGUUGCCUGUGGCCACACCACCCAAUGCCAUCGCCUUCUCACAUGGAAACCUCAAAGUCAUGGACAUGGUGAGCACUGGCUUUAUUCUGAACCUCGUUGGGAUUGCAACUGUUAAUUUAGGCAUCAACACCUGGGGAUAUGCCAUGUUUGACAUGGGCACUUUCCCUAGUUGGGUCAAUAUUACAAGUAACCACACUAACACUACAAGUAACUACACUUACACUUAA
Monopterus albus (swamp eel) is the source of this 1797-nucleotide messenger RNA. It is a transcript of the gene slc13a2, whose product is annotated as solute carrier family 13 member 2. Gene Ontology annotation, cellular component: plasma membrane. Gene Ontology annotation, molecular function: sodium:dicarboxylate symporter activity; alpha-ketoglutarate transmembrane transporter activity; fumarate transmembrane transporter activity. The record is from RefSeq and is a predicted model, not a curated record. NCBI's taxonomy places the organism in Eukaryota, Metazoa, Chordata, Actinopteri, Synbranchiformes, Synbranchidae. Gene Ontology annotation, biological process: fumarate transport; alpha-ketoglutarate transport; succinate transmembrane transport. The coding region runs from base 1 to 1797 and encodes 598 amino acids. The transcript has 12 exons.